UCGUUGUAGUCGCAGUCGCAGUCCGGACGGAGACGUUGACGUAGUCGGGAGACCGAAGAUCGCUGAUCGCAGAACGGAGACGGAAGACACACAAACACACACACACACACACACACCGUAUUAGAUGAUUAUUGCGAAGCGUUUUUCGCCAAACAAACACGAAAAGUGUGCGCCACUAUUUUCAAAUCCCGCAGAGCGUCGCGAGCUGUGGCCGGCAACGGAACAGAACACGAGAGUUUCGAUACACCAAACAACAACAAAAAAAAUACUUAACAAAAACCCGAAAUUCACAGCAAACAGUGCAACAACAGUCAAGCAACACCAGCAACAACAACUACAACAAGAUCGCGAGUGUGUGUUCCCCGUGAGUUCGUUCAACAUCGCCGUUGCGUCGCUUUUUGCUGCUUUUGUGCAUUUUUGUCGGGUUCCCAGGGCCGAGGAGCAUGGGAAAAACUGGCUAAGGAUACGCUAAAACCAGCAAAAAGAACAAGAACCACAAAGUACGAAAAAUAAAAUACAAAAAAAGAAAAAAAAAGAAAAAAUGAAAGAAACACACACUAAAACAGUCUGAAUCUGAAACUGGAAGCUGAGCUUCAUCUUUUUAGCCAGAGCCUGCGCUUUGAUUAAAGCGCGCGUUUAAUUUCAUUUUUUACGCUACUCCAAGAAGAAGAACUUGGUACCCCACACGUCUCUCCCUCUGUGCAAAAAAAUUCUCCCUCCCUCGUGCUACCCUCGCGUCGCCGAUCACCGAUCACCGCGUCGUCCACGUCUGAUCGUACAUACGAAUAUAUAUAUAUAUGUAUAUAUUUUUUGGAUGGGGCUCCACCCUUCCAACUAUUUUUCAACAUUUUGCGCUUUGAUUCGCUGUUUCACAUUUUGGGCCCUGGCUGGCUAACUGUGGCCGAUUCGCUCUUUUUUGGCCUGGACAACACAACAACGGCAACAACGUCGUCGUGGCUGCCUCGACUCGGCUCCUUGGGCGCUGCUCAGUACGCCGCCAGCUUUCUCCGUGUGCGUACGAGAUCACGCAGCAGCAACGUACUUAUAAAAUAAAUAAAUAAUAAAAAUAAAAGUGAAAGAAUCCGCGAGAGAUCAUCUUCGUCGUCGCCAUUAACUCGUUGUGAUCUUUGUGAUCGUCUCAUGUUGAUUGUUGAUCGCGGUGGAUCGUCGUCUUCGCGAUGUGUGUGUUGUCGCCUGAAUACGUCAAGUGCGCCUGUCUCACCUCCAGCUUCACUUUAUGCUCACUUCACGCCACAUCGAACUGAAAGUUAACUUAACUCAAACUCAAACUCAAAUUCAACUCAACGCUUGAUUAAUUCGCGCGUCAGAAACUGAAACUUUUGUUGGUUGAUUUCGUUGGUGGGGUUUGUGGGCCUUUUUUUUUAUUUUACUUUAAUUUCGUUUUGCGAAAUAUUCAAAUAAGCAAAUCUCGUGCUCGCGCACUCUCAUCGUGGCCGCAAUAAAAAGCCUUUAACUACCUGCCCAAAUACUGAAAUAAUAUAACAACAACAACUAAGCUACAACAACAACAACAACAGCAGCUGCAAAACGCCAACUAAAACAUAAAAACAACAACAACAACAUUCGAGAGACUGGGACACAAUUGUUUGUUGCCGCUAUUCGCGGCUUCGGACCGAUAUGCGGUUAUUCAUGGUAAUUGCAAUUUUAAUAUUUGCAAUGCCAAUGACGGGAUUCGGCUGGGCCGAGGGCACAAACAUAUUACUCGAUCCAAAUCUAAUGUGCAAAAAGACACGUCGUCUACGUGGCAAACUGGCCGAAAUCUGCCGCCACGAUUCGGCGCUGCUCAAAGAGAUCAUCAAUGGGAUUAAUCUGGGAUUCCGCGAAUGCGAAUUUCAAUUUCGUAAUCGCCGCUGGAACUGCACAGUGUUGCGCAAGAGCAUGAGGAAAAUUUUAAUGCGCGACUCCAGAGAAACGGGCUUUGUGAAUGCCAUCACAGCAGCGGGCGUCACCUAUGCGGUAACCAAGGCUUGCAACAUGGGGCAGUUAGUCGAGUGCUCCUGCGAUAAAUCGCACAUGCGCCGCAAUGGCGGGCAACCUCAAAUGGUGAAUGCGGCAACCGCCGAAGAGGCGUUGGAGCGACAACAGCUGCGCCAACAGUUGCCACCGCAACGUGCUGACAACGAGAACAGCCAAAAUAACAGCAACAUGACGGACAUUAUGCUGGGCAGGCAACGCAAUAGAAAUAGGCCAGGUGGCCGGCGAGGGCGACGCAAAUUUUGGGACAACAUCAAGUUCCCACAGGGCGAAUGGGAAUGGGGCGGCUGCAGUGACAAUGUGAACUUUGGGCUGCGACAUUCGCGUGCCUUUCUCGAUGCCAAGCAACGGCAGCGUCGCAGCGAUCUCGGCACCUUGGUCAAACUGCACAACAAUAAUGCCGGACGAUUGGCUAUACGCGAUUCAAUGCGUUUGGAGUGUAAAUGUCAUGGCUUGUCCGGAUCGUGCACGGUGAAAACCUGUUGGCUAAAGAUGCCGCCAUUUCGUGAGAUAUCAGCACGACUGCUCGACAGAUACGAUGGGGCACGCAAGGUGGCGCUACGUAAUGACGGCAACAGUUUUAUGCCCGAGACACCGCACACGAAGCCUGCAAACAAAUAUCAACUGGUCUAUGCGGAUGAUUCGGCAGACUUUUGCACGGCGAACCCAAAGACUGGGGCCUUGGGCACACAGGACAGGGAAUGCAAUGCCACGUCGACGGGUCCAGAUGGCUGCGAUCAUUUAUGCUGCAGUCGAGGGUAUAAGCAUCGUGUUGUCACCGAGUGGACCAACUGCAAUUGUGUCUUUAAAUGGUGCUGUGAGGUGACGUGUAAGAAGUGCAAGGAGCAUCGUGCGGUUAACACCUGUCUCUAGAUGAGGUGCGGGGUCGUUGGGUUUGGGUUCGGCAUAGUCAUGAACAUUAUUUAAAAGCUUUCCAUUUCGCGUGAUAAACAACAGUUUAAAAACACACAACGUUUUGCUGCAGUCCAUUUUUUAAGUAUUAACUAACACUAGUAAAACAGGGUAAAACACAUACACAUACAUACACAACACAAAAAUACAAAAAUCAAGUUGAUUUUAGCCCGGCUUUAGGUCGUUCUAGUUGUAAAUAAGUAUCAUCCGUAGUAUGAACCAUGUAAGCUUGUAAAUAGUUGUAAUAAAAAGAAGA
Molecule: messenger RNA, 3163 nt
Organism: Drosophila nasuta
Lineage: Eukaryota; Metazoa; Arthropoda; Insecta; Diptera; Drosophilidae
Gene: Wnt6
Product: Wnt oncogene analog 6
Exons: 4
Coding region: 1639-2868 (409 amino acids)
Biological process (GO): neuron differentiation; multicellular organism development; cell fate commitment
Cellular component (GO): extracellular region
Molecular function (GO): frizzled binding; cytokine activity
Source: RefSeq, a predicted model, not a curated record